Messenger RNA from Sinocyclocheilus grahami, 2026 nucleotides. RefSeq names its product receptor-type tyrosine-protein phosphatase kappa-like. The record is from RefSeq and is a predicted model, not a curated record. Gene Ontology annotation, molecular function: protein tyrosine phosphatase activity. The transcript has 10 exons. Bases 1 to 1323 code for a protein of 440 amino acids. Lineage: Eukaryota; Metazoa; Chordata; Actinopteri; Cypriniformes; Cyprinidae. Gene Ontology annotation, biological process: protein dephosphorylation.
AUGUUUUCAUGCACCCACCGUAAGAGCUGUUUAGAAGCUUGCUUCCUAGCGCACACAGUCAGCUGUUUUUGCCCUGAAUCUGCUCUGUUUGCCGUGUGUCGCGCUGUAGACGAUCAUUCUCGAGUGAUCCUGCAGCCAAUGGAAGACGACCCGUCCUCCGACUACAUAAAUGCCAACUACAUUGAUGGAUACCAGAGGCCCAGCCAUUACAUCGCAACUCAAGGCCCUGUCCACGAGACGGUGUACGACUUCUGGAGGAUGAUCUGGCAGGAGCAGUCGGCUUGUAUCGUGAUGGUAACCAACCUAGUGGAGGUGGGCCGGGUGAAAUGCUAUAAAUACUGGCCAGAUGAUGCUGAAGUUUAUGGAGAUUUCAAAGUGACGUUUGUGGAGGUCGAGCCGCUCGCGGAAUACGUUGUCAGGACUUUCACUCUGGAGAGGAGGGGUUUUAAUGAGGUGCGAGAGGUAAAGCAGUUUCACUUCACUGGCUGGCCCGAUCAUGGAGUCCCGUAUCACGCUACAGGACUGUUGUCAUUCAUCCGACGAGUCAAGAUGUCCAACCCUCCCAGCGCUGGGCCUAUCGUCGUCCACUGCAGGUACCGCAAUGCAUCAUCACAUCCUCGGCUCCUUCACACACGGUACAGCCUGGAAAUGCAGAGCUCAUGUGAGCAUACGCUGAACUCAGUGACUCCUCAGCCUCAGCCUGAAGACUGCAGCAUUGCACUCCUUCCUCGAAAUCACGACAAGAACCGUUUCAUGGACAACCUCCCGCCCGACCGCUGCCUGCCGUUCCUCAUCACCAUCGACGGAGAGAGCAGCAACUACAUCAAUGCAGCGCUCAUGGAUGGUUGUCCUCAGUACUGGCCGGAGGAGGGAAUGCUAAGAUACGGCCCUGUACAGGUGGACUGCAUAUCCUGCUCUAUGGACUGUGAUGUCAUUAGUCGUCUUUUCAGGAUAUGCAACCUGACCAGGCCUCAGGAAGGUUACCUGAUGGUCCGUCAGUUCCAGUACCUGGGAUGGGCGGGUCAUAGGGAAGUUCCCGCCUCCAAGCGCUCGUUCCUCAAGCUGAUCCUCCAGGUGGAUAAAUGGCAGGAGGAAUGCGAGGAAGGCGAUGGACGCACUAUUAUACACUGCCUGAACGGAGGCGGCCGCAGUGGGAUGUUCUGUGCCAUCAGUAUCGUGUGUGAAAUGAUAAAGCGGCAGAAUGUUGUAGACGUCUUUCACGCUGUGAAGAGUCUGAGGAACAGCAAGCCCAAUAUGGUGGACAGCCCGGAGCAGUACCGCUUUUGCUACGAUCUGGCUCUGGAGUACAUCGAGACGUCAUAAUGGAGACGUACGGACUCGUGUGUGUGUGUGUGUGUGUGUCUGAGCAGAACACACUCGGCUUAUUUUACAUGUGACACGGAUGUCGAGUGCCGUGGAAAUGUCUCCAUUCGUGCAUAUGUGUUGACUUUCAUGAGAUUCAAGUGCCGGCCAUGUUUUUUUAAUAUGAACUUCUUUUUUGUUUUAUGGUUUCGUGCAGCCAUUUGAAACACUAAGCCCGAGCUGUUGCAUGCUGAAGACGCUCUUUAUUUCUUUGUGUCUAUCACUGUUCCUGUUAAUAAACAUAUGUGUAGUAGUGCUCGUGUAAAUGGACAUUGUUUCGAAAGGGGAAAAAACGAACAAACAGGUUCAUCCAUCGAUCGAGAGCGUGUAACUGUGGCUCGAGAAGACUGCAUUCCGCACGAAUGGCUGGCUUAUUAUGUGUUCUUUUGUUUUUUGGUAGCAGACGAUGACCAUAAGCCAAAGACUUGUGUAAAAAUGUCUAUAGGGAUGAAGCACAUUGUUUGUAUUUAUUGUUUACUUGCAUUUUUGAAAGCUCAAAACAAUCAUUAUCAUUCCCCAUUUAGCCGAAAUUUUUCACUGCAAGCGCUCUUUUAUGUACGAGACAGAUUUAAGUAGUGUUAUUUUAUUUUUUGUUGUUGUUGUAUUUGAAAAUUGUAUUUCUUUUGAAAUAUUUUACAUGCUAUCGUGGUUUGUUUUACGCAAC